UCCACCUUCUUUCUCACCCAUUCAUUUCACUUUACUACUUCAUAUAGCUUAGAUAGUCUCAGCACAAUAUAGAUAGCAUUCAAGGAAAUGAAGACCUUAUUCCUGAGAUCCCAAUUCUACCUACUUCGCUGCAACAGUAGUUUCAUCAAUUCAGCUUCACGUCCUCCACUUCUCAUUCCCAUCAAAACCCCAUCAUAUCCAAAAAUCUCUGGAAAAUCCAAUCAUAUAAACGAGCCUCUAAGCUUAGAAAUCGUACCCAAAUGCCAAAAAAUCUUGAAGGAGGAUCCUCUUCAAGUUUCCCCACAUGGGAAUUCAAGGGUUGUGAUAAUAGGAGCUGUUUCUUUAGGAUUGGUGCUGUUUCUUAUGGGGAUGGAUGGCCAGAAGGCGUUGGCUCUGGGUCCAGAGGGGCCUCUGAUGGAGGAGUUUUGGGAAAAUGUAAGGAGAUAUGGUCUUUAUGCUCUCACAGUAAGUACAGGUGCUCUUUACACAAUUUUCCAACCUAUAUUCGAGUUGCUCAAGAACCCCAUCUCUGCAGUUCUAGUUCUAAUCAUCUUGGGGGGAGGAAUUUUCAUUAUCUCUCAAGUUGUUUCUGCUAUGGUUGGUGUCACUGAUUUCGCUUAUGAGUAUGCAUAUUAGAUUGUAAGUUUACUUAAUUUAUGAAGAGGUUUCUUUGCCUUGAUUUUGCUUGCUACCUUCUUUUUGGCUAGUCCCUUAGCAGAAGCAAGUUGUGAGAAUUGGGAAAUCGAGUUGCUCACCUUAUGUUUAAAUGUUCUCAAGAUGAAAGAGUACAUGUUUUUCUUUUGGGAUUUGGCUUA
Molecule: messenger RNA, 815 nt
Organism: Alnus glutinosa
Lineage: Eukaryota; Viridiplantae; Streptophyta; Magnoliopsida; Fagales; Betulaceae
Exons: 1
Coding region: 88-636 (182 amino acids)
Source: RefSeq, a predicted model, not a curated record